GCAGACGGUUGUGCUCUCGUCCUACUGCCAUCCGAAGAGUAAAAUAAAUAAAGUAAAAAUUUUAAUUAAUUCAACGAGUUAAUCAAAUAAUUCAACUAUCGGGAAUUAACUUGGGAAAUAUUCAAUUGUCACUGUCGGAAGAUUGAAAACUGUAGUAGAAAAACUACGUGAUUGAAAUAUCUCUGGUAAAUCAACUCUUAAACUCUGUGUAUUGUCGUUGGCAAGGGUAGUUAGUGUUGACGAUAAAGUGGGAUAAAGAUAUAGUGUGAAAAGAUUUGAUCGUAAUUUAUAAAAAAUCUACUUAUUGUGCGCGAUUAACCGGCAAAGAAAAUCGCGGUUCGCAGAUUUCGGUUCUGAUUCGAAUUUGCCUCUCGGGUGGUCCUUCACCGUUACUUGCACCGUUAACGCGCUCUCUUACCAUUACCGCCACUCGCAUUCUCUCUCUCUCUCGUGAAAUACCGUUGUCCCCACACCGCUAGACAGAAAUUUAGCAACUUCUUUGGAUCCCCAACAACACCAAUUACCACGAUUUGUGAUUAACAGAAAAAAACACAACACGAAAAGCAAAAGCAACAGCAAGACGAAGAUUUUUAAUUAAAUUAAGAGUGAAAAAUACCAGCCACCGCAGAAGCAAAUGUAAACAAUCAGCACCGGAAAUUAAAUAUUUAAAUAUUUGCUCACGGAAAAUUGUGCCGCAUUUUAAAUUAGGACUCCACGACAGAACAGACCCGUAUGCAUAUUAAAGUGACGUAUCCGCAUCCUAUGUGUGUCCCCCCGGUGAUCCUGUGCCGUUCCGAGUGUGUGUGUUCCAAGCCAAACGAGCCAUAAAUAAAGCCAAGCAAACAAAUAAACAUACGAACAAUCGGGUCAAAGUGCUUAGUCAGGCUAAAAGACCCAAAAGCAACAGACCUACUAUUUUCAUGUGAGGCCACAUGCACUUGUCAUCGCCAUUGUCGCAUCGAUACCAAUUAAAACAGACGUCAGCCAAAGCAAAUAGCCAUCAGCUAUAAAUUUGCAACGCCCCAGGAAAAUGCAUUGCAGCAAAACAAGCAAUUAAAGCAGUGCAGCCCCGCAACCACGAACCGAACCUGUAGUAUCCUGCCGCCUGCUGCCCGCUGUGCUAAAAACCUAUUUUAAAUAAUUAAAAUUCCGUAAGUGCUGCAGUCAAAGACGUCGGCAAAGGAGAAGUGCAAGCGGAGCGCCAAGUCGAAGGAAACCGAGUCCUAGAACGAAAACGAAAAGAACCCGGGGCUCCCUCUGUUGCCCGCAACACAAUCUGCGGCCUGCAAAUUCGUGUGCAGCAAUGAAAUAAUUAAUUCAAUGCACCUCACUAAGCCGGCGAGAAGCAGCAGCAGUAGCAGCAGCAGCAUUGCUUAUAAAUUCGAGAGCCCCCAUUUCAGCCAAACCCACUGCAACAGCCCCAACAGCGAGCCGGGCAAAAUGGCCGCAGGAGCGAGGACAAUUAGCCAGCCAGGACAUAUCCGCGAUCAGCGGCAGAUACCCAUGAGGAGGAGCCUGGCCCACACCCUGCUCCUGGCCAUCGCUGUGGUGGCGCUGCACUUCGAGAGCGUGUCCGCCCAGAGCCUGAUGACGAAGAACGAGCCCAUGUUCAUAUCACGUUCAGAGACAUUCAAAUUUAUCACCGGCGAGACAAUAGUGCUGCCUUGCGAGGUGGCCAACACGGACACGUACGUUGUGGCCUGGAAGCGCGGCAUUGCCAUACUGACCGCCGGCUCUGUGAAGGUAACGCCCGAUCCUCGCGUCCGCCUGGUGAACGGAUUCAACCUGCAGAUCCGUGAUGCCCUGCCCACGGAUGCCGGCGACUACAUCUGCCAGAUUGCCACCAUGGAUCCGCGCGAAAUCACCCACACGGUCGAGAUACUAGUGCCACCGAGGAUUCAUCACAUUAGCACCGGCGGACAUUUGCAAGUCAAGAAGGGCUCGUCGGUGCGCAUCGAGUGCUCGGCCACGGGUAAUCCAAUGCCGAAUGUGACUUGGAGCCGCAAAAAUAAUAUUUUGCCCAACGGCGAGGAGAAGCUCCACUCGCACGUCCUCUCCAUCGAGAAUGUGGAUCGGCACAAGGGCGGCGUCUACAUAUGCACGGCCAACAACCGAGUUGGUCAGCCCGCCUCCAGCCAGGUCGUGCUCCAUGUCCUGUUUUCGCCGGAAAUCUCUGUGGAGCGUCCCGUGGUCUUCUCCGGCGAAGGGCACGAGGCCACGCUGGUCUGCAUCGUCCAUGGCGAAACACAGCCCGAGGUAAUUUGGUUCAAAGACACCAUGCAACUGGAUACCACGGAGCGGCACAUCAUGGAGACGCGGGGAUCCCGGCACACUCUGAUUAUACGCAAAGUGCAUCCGCAGGACUUUGGCAACUACUCCUGCGUGGCCGAGAACCAGCUGGGCAAGGCACGCAAGACCCUCCAGUUGAGCGGAAAACCGAACGUUGCCGUUUUUAAUUCGCCGCCAAUCAGUCAGUACAAGGACAGAUACAACAUCUCCUGGGCCGUGGACUCGCACUCACCCAUCGAGGAGUACAAGUUGUCCUUCCGCAAGCUACCGCAAGGACACGAGGUCGUUGGCAACGCCAUCGACUCGCCCUCCUCCUCGCUGUCCUCGUCCUCCUCGCUCUCCUCCUCGCAGAUGUACGGCUCCGGACUGCAUUCGCAUCGCUCUGGCACUGGCAGCAGCAGCAUGGCCGGACUUGGAGUCGGUCUCGGUGGCAACUACGCUGGCUACGGCAACGUGAUGCACUGGGGUCACAACGACUGGCGCAAUGUCGUCCUGCCGGCCAUUCCCCUAUCGCACCACUACGCUCAGGGCAUGAGCUAUAUGGUGCGCGGCCUGGAUCCUGACCAGCACUACGAGGCCACCGUGCAGUCCAGGAAUCGUUACGGAUGGAGCGAUUUGACCAACAGUUUUGUCUUCUCCACAUCGUCGAAUGAUGGGCCUGUCGAUCUGUCAACCUAUUUGAAUCACGGUCUGUCAGAUAACGAGAUGCGGGACCUGAGCGUCACCUUCUACGGCAGCAGUGCCAUCAACCGGCAGAAACUGGGCCUCCUGGCCUUGAGUUCGGCCACCCUGGCCCUGAGUCUGCUCGUGGCCUAAUCACCUUCUUCAAUCUGAGCUAAGAAUUUCUCCGCCAAUAGCACUUCGACUUCAACUUCGAAUUGGGGACGCAAUGAAACGCCGACCGACGUCUACUCACAACUCUAGUCUAGUCGUAACUGGUAGAAUAAGGGAGAUUAUAUAUAUAUAUAUUAUGCAUAAGCGUAAUUAAAAGCAUUCGCGCUACGAUUUCUCAUUGUUCGAUUCGAAUUUCUCAAGCAAAGAAAACCCAUUUCGAGUUUAGUGAAUUAACCACACAACGGAAAACGGAACCAUACAUUACACAUGUAACAAUCAAUGUAAAAGAGCAUGCAACUGUUCAAACUAGGACCCCUAAAGCAUACUGCCAUACUGCAUAACCCCGAUCCUCUUAUCCUUCUCCGCACAUUCGCCGACCAUUACAGGCACCCAGACCCGUGUACAUAGAUUUUAUUGCAUACUUUUAGGAAUAAACUGCACCAAAGAAAUAGUCACUCGACGAGCGAAAGAAACCACACACAAAAAUUAACGAAUAAAUAGCAAGUACUCGAAGAUAGUCGAAGCUGGAGUGUGGCCACAGCCACCACGAUGCAGGGGGGAGUAAUUUGUAGCGUUAUGCAGAUAGUUAAUUUAAUUAAUACAUAAAUGCAUUAACUAAUUAUCGGAUACGAGCCAAUGCCGCAGCACAUUGCCCACGCAACGCAGCUUAGCCGAAAUUCAUGUGAACAAAUGGAGGAACUUAAACUAAUUUGCAGCAUUCGAGGCGUCACGCAUUUGCAUUUCCGAUGGCUUAAAGCAGACGGCGUUUUUCUAGCUUUUUGCAAUUUGUAUGUAUGUAGCAGCUAAGUAGCUUAAUUGACCGCAUAAAUGCAAUUAAAUUAGUCGACAAACCUAUUGAUUUGGUAUGUAAAUUAAUCCACUGCAAGCGGAGCCACAGCCACACAAAAAGGCAGAGCAUAUAGAAACUUCCAUAUGGAUUUCGGAUUACAAUUAGAGCGUAAGUGUAAAUAAAUACGAUUGACGUGAUGGUGGGAUUGAGGAGGAAAGCGAGUCGCAGCAGUAAUAAAUAUAUAGGAAAUAUGAAUACCCCAAUAGGCAAGCCCGAGAUGGGGCGGUUUACUCUCGUACACCGAACACAGGGUGCGGCCAAGGUUGUUUUAUGUAAAUAUAUAUUGCACCGCAGUCUCGAAUCUCAUGAUAGAUAUGAUAGGUACUUACAGUUCGAUACUCGUAUUGUUGCUUCACAACGCAAAACGGCACCCUUCGCAUUUGGUUCUCUCCAGCACCCUGUAUUAUCCUUUUUAGCAUUCCGAAAACGAAACCAAAACCAAAACUGACACCGAAUGCCAAGCCAGUGCACUUUCGAUGCAUUCACACACAAGUAUGAGCUAGACGUAAGUAAAUAUUGUAUUGAGAUUAACGACGACGUAUAUGUGUAUAGGAAAAUAUCGUAAUUGAUUUCCCAAUUAACUCAGCCAUAUACAAGAUACACAUUCAGCUUUUAUAGAACCUAAUAAAUCGGUCGGGGGAGUUGGACCGCAGAAUAACAAAGAAGUAUAUGUGUAAUUAAUACGAUUGGCCGCAAGAGCGUUAAGUGAAUUACCGUAAACUUAUAAUUUACGUUCGUGUGUAUGUAUAUUGAUGUGUAACACUUACAAGCGAAACAAUUAUUAUAACAUAAACGGCAGACAAUGCCCCAGAUCCGGUGCCCCGCCCUCUUCCCAACUCCAAAACCCAAACGAUUCCCCACGAGUCCCACUCAAAGUUGCUUUGGUCCGGCGACUGGAGCCCAUCGAUAAGUUAGCUAAAUGAUGAUAUCGGUACUCAGUAUAUAUACACCUGAAUAUAUAGAGAUGGAGCGAGCCGUUACUCGUAUGUGUAAUUUACAGCUUAGUUCUAGUUUAUAGUUUAUAGUUUAUAGUUUAUAGUUAUCCUAUUUUGUUAGUGCAACAAAUACCAAGACACGAGCCGUGCGUGUACAAUUCUACUUUAAAGUAAUAAUAAUACUAACCUACAGCAAACAUCUUCGGUAUUGAAUGUAUAUGUGACUAGAAACGUAUGUGUAU
Drosophila kikkawai is the source of this 5150-nucleotide messenger RNA. NCBI's taxonomy places the organism in Eukaryota, Metazoa, Arthropoda, Insecta, Diptera, Drosophilidae. The record is from RefSeq and is a predicted model, not a curated record.